AUGCACAACCAAUAUCAAAUGUAUCCAGAACCAAGAUUUGUUUAUCUUAGUUAUCCGCCAAUUCAAAGACAAAUUCAGAAUUUUCAAGCAAAUCAAAUUGAAAUAAUUGAUGAAAAUGAUGAUCUUGAUCAAGAAAUUCAACGAAUAUCAAAAACACCAAGUGAAAUUCAAUUUCCAACAAAUGAUCUUUUAAAAGAUUCGCCGAAAUCAUUAUGUCGACGUCGUUGGUGGAAAAUCAUCUUAGGUAUUGUUUGUUGUCUUUUAUUAGCAGCAGCCAUUGCAGUUCCUUUUCUUAUGCUCACUAUUUUCAAUCAAUCAACAACAACAACGACGACGACGACGACAUCGACCACGACAACUAGUGCCACUACGACAACAAGUACAACAAGCACAACUAGUACGACUAGCACAACUAGCACAACCAGUACUUCGACGAGCUCAACGAGCACAUCAUCGACGUCAACAAGUACAACAAGCACAACUAGUACGACUAGUACAACUAGCACAACCAGCACUUCAACAAGUUCAACGAGCACAACAACUACGACAACAACUUCGACAUCCGCAACAACAACAUUAGGCACAACAGUAUGUUCAACAACAGCGAUAACAACAACGAUAACUUCAAGUGCAUUACCAUCUCAAUGUUCAACAGCAACGGUGAUAACAGAUAGUACACGAAAUGCUGGUUAUUCUGUUGCAGUUUAUCAAUGUGAUCCAGCUGGACUAACACUUCCUGGUUGGUUUCGAUUUUCCGGUGCUGCCGGUACAAUGCUCGCAAGUUGUGCUGUACCUACUUAUCAUUGUAGUACACAUGCAAGUGGAUGGUAUUCAGGAGUUCAUCCAUCUGCUGCAGGUGCAACAACAUCAGGAAAUGUUUGUUAUAAUUGGAGUGGAAAUACUUGUAAUUGGUCAAAUUCAAUUCAAGUUACAAAUUGUAACGGAUAUUAUGUCUAUUAUCUGAGUACACCACCUGUCUGUAAUUUACGUUAUUGUAGUAUCUAA
Molecule: messenger RNA, 1005 nt
Organism: Adineta ricciae
Lineage: Eukaryota; Metazoa; Rotifera; Eurotatoria; Adinetida; Adinetidae
Source: the annotation of a GenBank genome assembly